Austrofundulus limnaeus is the source of this 1289-nucleotide messenger RNA. RefSeq names its product calcium and integrin binding family member 2 (gene cib2). Gene Ontology annotation, molecular function: calcium ion binding; magnesium ion binding. The transcript is spliced from 7 exons. Gene Ontology annotation, cellular component: cytoplasm; cell periphery; stereocilium. The coding region runs from base 398 to 961 and encodes 187 amino acids. The record is from RefSeq and is a predicted model, not a curated record. Gene Ontology annotation, biological process: calcium ion homeostasis. NCBI's taxonomy places the organism in Eukaryota, Metazoa, Chordata, Actinopteri, Cyprinodontiformes, Rivulidae.
CCGGCGUCCACUCCUGCUACUGCCCGGUGGGAGGGGCAGGGUGUGCGGCCUUCAAUCWGCAGGGCGCCGCGGAGGAGAACCGUGGAUGUGUGGACACACCACCUGGUAACUUAAGGAGAAGCAGAUCAGUUUGUGCYGCUCAGCAUCCUCAGAAAACCAGCUCUGCUUUGGCUCAGUUGUGCACUUGGAUUUUUGACUGGAUCAACUUUUUUUUUCCCUGUCAUGGCUUGCAUCGCUUCCUGACGGACACCAACCGUUUUUAGGUGUUUGUGGUUAUUUCCAACGAACGCUACGUGGAGACUUUGACUCCGCAGACCCCAUAAAUGCCUUUCACCGAGGAAAGGCUUCGGACAUUCAUUGUUCUGAAUGUGUACAAGCAACAAAUCACUUGAUAAAGAUGGGCAAUAAGCAAACUAUCUUCACCGAUGAACAACUCGAUGCUUACCAGGACUGCACUUUCUUCACUCGCAAAGAAAUUUUGCGGCUGCAUGGCAGAUACCAUGAGCUGGCUCCACAUCUCGUGCCGAUGGACUACACAAACGAACCUGACUGUAAACUGCCGUUAGCGUUGAUAGUUGACAUGCCGGAAUUAAAGGAAAACCCGUUCCGCAGCAGGAUCGUGGAGUCGUUCUCCGAGGACGGGAUGGGGAACCUGAGUUUCAAUGAAUUUGUCGACAUGUUCUCAGUCCUCAGUGAAAUGGCACCUCGAGAACUUAAGGCUAUUUACGCUUUUAAGAUUUAUGAUUUUAAUGUGGAUAAUUACCUGUGCAAAGAGGACCUUGAGAAGACUCUAAACAAGCUGACAAAGGAGGAGCUGACUUCUGAGGAGGUGGAGUUGGUGUGCGAGAAAACCAUUGAUGAGGCCGAUUUAGAUGGAGACAAUAAACUCUCUUAUUCUGACUUUGAAAAUAUGAUAUCCAGGGCUCCAGAUUUUUUAAGUACCUUUCAUAUCCGUAUCUGAGACCACACACGGAUGGACAGUUUCUCAUGCCGACAACUUGACGAACCUCAGGACUCAACCAGAUCUGUGUCUUACUGUCAGUCCCAAUUGUCUUACUUCACAAAAGACAUGCAACGAUUCAUUCUAGUGAUGUGUCUUUACCAAUAAGAAGAAAUUAGAGAUCACAGACCUCUUUUGCAAGCGAGGCCUGAAGGCAGCCUAACAUGCACAAGUUUGCUCUGUUGGAGGAAACUAGAUUACCCGGAGGCAACGAUGCUAACCACUAAGCURUUGUGCUGCCAAGAUCCCAAAUUUUCUGCAUCUAAAAGGUGUUAAUAAAUAAGUUCUU